Molecule: messenger RNA, 1851 nt
Organism: Adineta ricciae
Lineage: Eukaryota; Metazoa; Rotifera; Eurotatoria; Adinetida; Adinetidae
Source: the annotation of a GenBank genome assembly
AUGGCUAUGUUAGGAAAGUUUGAUGUUCGUGAAGACCCUGAACAAAAAGCAAAAUGCGACGAGACAAUGGAAUUGUUAUUAGCUGCUGGAUAUUUUCGAGUGCGCAUCAAAGGUUUAUCCGACUUUGAUAAAGUGGUCGGGGGUCUUGCUUGGAGCAUUCAAGCUUGUAAUUUUGCUGUCGAUAUAGACGUACUCUAUCAAGAAAAUGCGAUUCUUGGUGAAAAAAUAGAAUUGACAGAACGUAUUGUUCUUGUUUUAUCUCGGAUGAAAUGUCCAUAUGUCAUCGAGCCACAUCAGAUUCCAGGCAAUGAUUUUAUCCACAUUUUCCCCGUUGUUCAAUGGCUUGUAAAAAAAGUCUUUGAGCGACGUGCUGAAACUGGUGACUUUAAUCGUGCAUACACAUUGAAUCAAUAUGAUAAAAUUUUCGGUGGUUCAAUCGAAGAAACGCAAUCGUCAUCUUUCAAAGAAAAUGUCGAAGAUAUUCGAAUUCGUCAUCAACCACAACGUCGUUUUCGUUGUUUAGAAAAGAAAAAGAAGCGAUUGACUAAUCCGGAUGAACGUCGCAAGCGUGUUCAUUCUACUCUCGUAGAAUUUGGUCAAAUGCAUCAAUUAAUUGAUCCAACUAGUGGAAAUGAAAAGCCGCAACAAGAUGUUGACGCAUUAAUUAAAAAUAUGGUCGAUGAAAAGUCGAAGAUCGCGACACAAAUAGUGAAUUCUCUAGUUAAUCAACAGCAGGAUACUCUUCGCGGAAUUAUAGAAGAUUUUGAAGAAAAAGAAAAAGCUCGUCUUGAAGAAGCCUUUUCAUCUGAAAGUGGACAGCAACUAUUAGCAAUUCGUACGUUCAAAGUUCAAUUGAAUAAACAAACUGAAAGAAAGCAAAUAUUACAAACAAAUAUUGAACAAGCACAAAGUAAAAAGGAACAGACAUUCAAAGCAGCAUCAGCAAUUAAACAACAAUACGAAGAAUUAAAAGCUGAAUUAGAUGAAAUCGAAAUACAAACACAGAAUAUCGAUCCAGAAGCAUUAAAACGAGUUCAAGCCUUAGUAGCAGCUUAUGAACAAGCUAAAAAAGAAGAAAGUGAACGACGUGCUGCAUUAAAAAGUGAAAAGAAUGAUCUUGAACAAGAAAUCGUCAAACUAGAAGCACGUUUACAAGCAUCACCUGAGACAGAUAGUGCGGAAAACGAGAAAAUGAAACAGAUUAACGAGCAAUACCAAACAAUUUCGGAUCGUUUACAAAAACAACGUAUCACAAUGGCUAAGAAGGUGCGUGAAAUCUCGGUGAUUAGUCGUCGUAUCGAUGACAUUCCAUCAGCGAAUGAACUAGCUCAAUAUCGGCAAGCCUUCUUUCAACUAUAUAGUCAGAGUGCUGUUUUACAUCGACAAACAAAACAAAACUAUACAUUAUACAACACAUUCACUGAUAUGAUUGGUUAUAUAACGAACGAAAUCAUGUUGAUCGAAUCAGUUAACGAAGGUUAUCCUCGUGCGAUAGUAUCAACCAGCGGCAAGGAACUGUUUCUCAAACAAUUAGAAGCUAUUGUUGAGAGUGUCAAGCAAAACCGUUUGAAAAUUGAACGACGACAGCAGGAAGAGAAGUCAAAACGUGAUACAUUGAAUAUUCAAUUUACACAAUUGAUUGAAAAAGCACGACAAUAUGCAAAAGUUUUCAAAGAUUUUCAAGAAAAGUAUAAUUGUGUUCAUAUUGGAUUCGAUGAGUUAGAAAGAACAAUGCAAAGCUCAUGGUUAACAUCAGCGCUGUUUCGCAAAUCUCACUGCCGAUAUAGUGACAAAUAUGAUAAGCGGUUUUUUCGGAUGGAAACAAGCAAUCGUGGAUAUGAUUUUAUGUAA